GAAUUGGAGUCCGGGAAAAGGUUUAAUCACGACAAGGAAAUAGGCAUCAUCACAAACCAUGCUAUUUCAGCAUGAAUAACGACGCAGAGCAAAUGACAACCGAGGGGACGCCAAAGGAGACGCCUGGCGUAGCCCAAGAGGUACCCAAGAUAGAAUUGGUGGUGGAAUUUUCUGGAGGACUUGAGAUGCUCUUCUCGGAUCAGCGCCGUCAUUCGCUGUCCAUGCCCGCCACAGACCAGGAUGGCAAGCCAGUAACGAUCGCUUCCCUCAUCGACCAUCUAUGUCGCCAUACGAUGAGGGACCAGCGCACGGAAUUGUUCGUCCUCGACGGCCACCUCCGGCCGGGCAUCCUUGUUUUAAUCAACGACGCAGACUGGGAACUGGAGGGAGAAGAGGCGUACGAGGUUCAGAGUGGUGACAACAUCCUAUUCGUAUCCACGCUACAUGGUGGCUAGUGGGUAUAUAGUUGUCCCUCAAUUGGCACGUCUGGACCAUUCAUCACGGCUGAGUCUGGCGUCUUGGAUGAUGAGGAAGGGAGGAGGCCAGGUCGAUGAUCGAGCCGAGCCUAGACCGGCGGAUGGCAUCUCAGUUUAGCCAGCCCCCGACAUCUCAAUCUUGAUGUGUAUCUGAAACAUUGUCAAUUAUGUUUCAC
Pseudomassariella vexata is the source of this 652-nucleotide messenger RNA. RefSeq lists its product as uncharacterized. Bases 72 to 455 code for a protein of 127 amino acids. Gene Ontology annotation, molecular function: protein tag activity. Gene Ontology annotation, cellular component: cytoplasm; nucleus. Lineage: Eukaryota; Fungi; Ascomycota; Sordariomycetes; Amphisphaeriales; Pseudomassariaceae. Gene Ontology annotation, biological process: tRNA thio-modification; protein urmylation. The transcript is spliced from 3 exons. The record is from RefSeq and is a predicted model, not a curated record.